Messenger RNA from Andrographis paniculata, 693 nucleotides. The record is from the annotation of a RefSeq genome assembly. NCBI's taxonomy places the organism in Eukaryota, Viridiplantae, Streptophyta, Magnoliopsida, Lamiales, Acanthaceae.
AUGGCAAAAAAGAAAGCAUUCACUACUUUUUUCUAUCUUACAUCUAUAGUCUUUUUUUUUCCCUGGUGGGUUUCUCUCUCAUUUACUAAAUGUAUGGAAUUUUGGGUUACUAAUUGGUCAAAUAGUGGUCAAUCCGAAAUUUUUUUGAAUGAUAUUAAAGAAAAAAGUAUUCUAGAAAAAUUCAUAGAAUUAGAGGAAAUUCUUUUAUUGGACGAAAUAUUCAAGGAAUACUCGGAGACACAUCCCCAAAAGCUUUCUAUAGGAAUCCACAAAGAAACGAUCCAAUUAGUCAAGAUACACAAUGAGGAUCGUAUCCAUACGAUUUUGCACUUCUCGACAAAUAUAAUCUCUUUUGUUAUUCUAAGCGGUUAUUCUCUUUUAGGUAAUGAAGAACUUGCUGUUCUUAACUCGUGGGCUCAGGAAUUCCUAUAUAACUUAAGUGAUACAGUAAAAGCUUUUUCGAUUCUUUUAUUAACCGAUUUAUGUAUCGGAUUUCAUUCACCCCACGGUUGGGAACUAAUGAUUGGUUAUGUUUACAAAGAUUUUGGAUUUGUUCAUAAUGAUCAAAUUAUAUCUGGUCUUGUUUCCACUUUUCCGGUUAUUCUCGAUACUAUUUUGAAAUAUUGGAUUUUCCGUUAUUUAAAUCGUAUAUCUCCGUCACUUGUAGUUAUUUAUCAUUCAAUGAAUGAUUGA